AUGAACGGCCUCUCCCGUCUUGCAGACCCUCCUGUCAUUUGUAAUCCGCAAACGUCCAUCUAUAACGCCGCAUUGUUGAUGAAGGAACAACGAACUCAUUGUUUGUUAAUCUUGCACGAAAAUACACACCAGCUUGUGGGCUUAACAACAACCAAGGAUUUGGCAUUCAAGGCUGUUGCCAAAUGCGUGUCCUUGGAUACUCCAAUUGGAGAAAUGAUGACUUUGAGUCCUUGGUUUGUCCCUUUUACAACCACUCCAAAUGAAGCUUUGAAGUUGAUGGUCGAGAGAAGAAUCAGACAUCUGCCCAUUGUCGAUGGGGAUAAAUUGGUGUUGGGUGUCUUGAAUAUUACAACAUGUUUCUAUAAUGUCAUGAUACGAUUGGAAAAAAUGUCUGAAAAAUCAAGAGAAUUGCAGUGUACUUUUAAUGAAUUGAAUAACACCGAAAUUGCCAAUCUCAUAAAUGGGGGAUUCCAUUUGGAUGGAGCAAAUUCAAAUAUGGACUUGGUCUCAAUGAAUGAAGAAUUGGUUGAUUUAAAUAUAUCCAGAAGAACGCAGAAAAUUGUCAAUGAUUUGAAAUCAUUAAUUGAAAUAAUGAAACAACCAGAUUUGAAAUCAUUACUUGAUGGUAACGAACUCAAUGUAAGGACUCCAUUUUAUAUAGAUUCGAAGACUUUGAUUUCUGAUGCUGCGAAGCUUUUGAUGGAUAAUGAUAUUACAGCCGUUCUUGUAGUCCAUUCACUAUCAUCCAUAGAAAGUUCCGAAAACAUCAUUGGUAUUCUUACAACAAAAGACUUGGUCUUUAGAGUCUUGGCGCUUAAAAUUGACUCUAAAAGUUCCAAAGUUACUAGAAUUAUGACACCUAAACCGGAAUUUGCAAAUGAUUCCAUGGAGAUCCAUAACGCUUUAAGAUUAAUGUACGAGGGGAAAUACAUGAACUUGCCAAUCAAGAAUCACAAAAAUGAAAUUAAGGGAUUGGUGAAUGUUUUGGAUUUAACAUACUCUUUACUUCAUUUACUUAACGAUAACUCUCAUUUCUUAGAAGAAAGUUGCACAGGUCAAAUAACUACGAAUAAGUCAAAUACUUUGGCAUGGAACAAGUUUUGGGAUUCCUUGAAUAAACCAUUGACCGUCCCCAGUCCAAGACAUUCCUUUUCCAUUGAUCCCAAACUAAGUAGACGGUCACCAUCCUCAACUAGUGUAACGAGAGAUUCAAUAUCGAGCUUUGGCAAUGUGAACAUGGACCCUUCUGAAAGUUUGAAAUCUUUAACGAGAAAUACAGACAACUCUCUCAUUAGACCUAAUGUUGUUCCAAUGGUAAAGACAUUUAAAAUCAAAAUCAUUGAAAAUUUGGAACUAGGCCUGAAUGGGAACAUCUAUAAAUGUAAACUCUCAUGUGACCAAUCUUUUAAUUCAUUUCUGUCUCAAAUAUAUUGUAAAAUUCCAUCAACUGAUUUCUUACCAAACUUGACAUACCUGGACGAAAACGAUAAAAUCACAGUCGAUACAAUAGACGAGUUAACUACCUUACCUCCAAACACUUUACUUUAUCUAUCCCUAAAACCUAAACCAUCCAAAUGUUUCAAGUUCACCAUAACUCUGCCCACCCAUUAUUAUGAUAAGUUCAUCUCGUACAGCAAGGACGUACUUGUAAUUGGAGGUAUUGGUGUAUUUAUCACUCUUUUGUUCAAAUCAAUGUACUUGCACAAACAUUAA
This is a messenger RNA of Pichia kudriavzevii, 1713 nucleotides long. RefSeq lists its product as uncharacterized. Lineage: Eukaryota; Fungi; Ascomycota; Pichiomycetes; Pichiales; Pichiaceae. The transcript has a single exon. The record is from RefSeq and is a predicted model, not a curated record. Bases 1 to 1713 code for a protein of 570 amino acids.